CCACUCUAGAAUUUGAUAUUUUAUUUUUGCCACUCUUAGUUUUUGACAAUAUAUCAUUUUUGCCAUUCUGUGGCAAAAGUAAAAAAAAUUAGAGUGGCAAUUGUGAUACAUGUCAAAAGCUAAGAGUGGUAAAAGUGAAAUGAAAAAUUAUCGUUUUUGCCACGAAAUGUCAUUUGUGAUGUAUUGUCAAAAGCUAAAAUUGGCAAAAGUGAGAUGUCAAAUUCUAAAGUGGUAUAAGCAAAGUUGACAAAAAUUUCCCAUUUUAAAACCUCUCGCCGGAUCCACGCCAACUGAACCUCGCAACCGCCAGCGUUUUUAUACCCGCCGUCGCCUUCCCUCCUCCUCGGCCAAAAGACAUCAGCCACACUUCGCAGGAGCCGCCGCCGCCAUGGGCAACCUGGUGUCGGCGAGCGCGGCGGGCGGCGGGAAGAUCGUGCUGCCGGACGGGAGCGUCCGGGCGCUGGGCGAGCCCGUGUCCGUGGCCGAGCUCAUGGUGGAGCACCCGCGCCACUUCGUGGUGGACGCGCGCCUCGCGGCGUCCGGCGGAGGGGCCAAGGUCGCCGCGCUGCCGGCCGACCACCUGCUGGACGGUGCCGGGGUGUACGUCGUGCUCCCGGCCACCCGGGGCAGGGUCUCCGCCGGCGAGGCCCGGCGAGCGCUCGCCGCGUCGCGGCUGCUUGCGCGGUGCCGGUCGAUGCCGGUCAGCGCACAGGAGCAGCGGGACGAGGCUGGGCCGUUGCUGGGCGGGGCCGGCGACCACCAGCCGGAGUUCCUGAGCCAGGAGCUGAUGCGCGGCGGGCCUUGGAAGCCCAGCUUGAGGACGAUCGAAGAGCGCGUGCUGCCGAGGAAGGUGCCUCACUGGCUCUUCUGACGCCGAUCGACUCGUGCAACUGCAAACGGAUGUGAUCUUGUUUAAAAAUAAAAAGUUGGCAUGUGAUUAGAGACUUUCUCUG
Messenger RNA from Triticum urartu, 953 nucleotides. RefSeq lists its product as uncharacterized. Lineage: Eukaryota; Viridiplantae; Streptophyta; Magnoliopsida; Poales; Poaceae. The record is from RefSeq and is a predicted model, not a curated record.